AUGUAAAGAGAUCAACUUAAUUUCUCCUAUUUAAAGAGAUUGUUUCCAACUCUAGAAUAGAUUUUAUAUACUGGCAAAUUUACCAGUUUGAAUGAGUUUGAUAAAUGCACUUAAUUGUGGCAUCAGGCUGGAUUUCAAGGACCUUUCUUUUUAAUUAAAUUAACCGAUUAAUGUGUCUUCAUUAUACUUAAUUAAAACUCAACUUAAGAUUUCAUAAGGACAAUUAAAAAGGGAUUAACAUUUGAGUUGAAUAAAGGCACAUAAUGGUUUUAUUUUCAUUUUUAAGAUGAAUAAUAAAAGGUUUUCAAUAUAUGGUUCUAAGAGUAAUAAGAUUUUGAAAAUUUUAAGGUUUGUUUAGAGAAAAUUGUAAAAUGA
Messenger RNA from Paramecium pentaurelia, 375 nucleotides. Lineage: Eukaryota; Ciliophora; Oligohymenophorea; Peniculida; Parameciidae. The record is from the annotation of a GenBank genome assembly.